AUGAAGAGCAGUAUCACCACUGUGCUGACCAUGACCACCAUCAACACCCAUCUGAGGGAAACACUGCCCAAGAUCCCGUACGUGAAGGCUAUCGACAUGUACCUGAUGGGCUGCUUCGUCUUCGUCUUCCUCGCGCUGCUGGAGUACGCCUUCGUCAACUACAUCUUCUUUGGACGCGGGCCACAGAGGCAGAAGAAAGCAGCCGAAAGGAUCUCUCUGGCCAACAACGAAAAAAUGAGGAUGGAUCCAAACAAGUGGCUUGUGGGAAAUGUAGUGGGCAGAGAUGACACUCUGUAUGCCAGAAUGAAGCAGCGGGACCUGGACGGACACGACACCCUGUGGGAACCCAUAUUUAUGGACGACGCAGCCAUCGGCCUGGAUCAAAGGAACAGGAUGGAUCCUCACGAGAACAUCCUGCUCAGCACGUUGGACCUGAAGAACGACAUGGGAAUCUCGGAGCUGGCGUUAGGCUUAAACGACCCCCGGAACACCAUGCUCACCUAUGACAGUUCCACCCUGCAGUAUCGCAAAGCUGGCCUAGCACGACACAACUUCGCCCGCCACAACGCACUGGAGAGACACAUGACCAAGAAGAGCAGACUACGGAGGCGCGCAUCCCAGCUCAAAAUCACCAUCCCAGACCUGGCUGAUGUAAACUCUAUUGACAAGUGGUCGCGGAUGAUCUUCCCCACCAUGUUUUCCUUCUUCAACAUUGUUUACUGGCUUUACUACAUCAACUAA
Knipowitschia caucasica is the source of this 741-nucleotide messenger RNA. The record is from the annotation of a GenBank genome assembly. NCBI's taxonomy places the organism in Eukaryota, Metazoa, Chordata, Actinopteri, Gobiiformes, Gobiidae.